Molecule: messenger RNA, 256 nt
Organism: Paramuricea clavata
Lineage: Eukaryota; Metazoa; Cnidaria; Anthozoa; Malacalcyonacea; Plexauridae
Source: the annotation of a GenBank genome assembly
AUGGCUUCCCAAUAUAUUAUCUCUCCGUUGACCCAUAUAAUUAACGAAUGCAUCGCACACAAUAUGUUUCCUUCCUCAUGGAAAAUAGGACGUAUUAGUCCUAUCCCGAAAAUCAGUGAACCGAUAGAGAAUAGUGAUUUUAGACCAGUGUCAAUGCUGCCAUUUUUAUCAAAGGUAUUUGAACGCCUGGUGCUAUCCCAACUUGUUGAGUAUAUUGAAGAACACAGUUUGUAUAAAGAGACAAUGUCCGGUUUCC